Messenger RNA from Aureobasidium melanogenum CBS 110374, 4137 nucleotides. Its product is annotated as AAA-domain-containing protein. The record is from RefSeq and is a predicted model, not a curated record. Gene Ontology annotation, molecular function: ATP hydrolysis activity; ATP binding. Gene Ontology annotation, cellular component: peroxisomal membrane; cytosol. The transcript has 3 exons. Bases 1 to 4137 code for a protein of 1378 amino acids. Gene Ontology annotation, biological process: protein import into peroxisome matrix. NCBI's taxonomy places the organism in Eukaryota, Fungi, Ascomycota, Dothideomycetes, Dothideales, Saccotheciaceae.
AUGGCUCCCAUCGAAGCGUCGGCCGGCUCAUUGAAGCGCAAGAGGGGCACCGCCCGGAGACCAGACAAAGCCCCCAUCUCUGGCCAUGCCCACCUCGACAGCAAGCUCAAAGGAGAGAUUGCCCUGCUCUCCCACGAUCUAGUCGACGACCUGUUUCCUUCCUCAUCCCCCGACUCUGCUUCAAUCUACCAUGUUGCCAUCACUCCCUGGGCUCCGUCUACCGUCAUCGCCGAUCCAGCUACUCAGUGGGUCGUCAUACCAUGCAGAAGACUGCCUCGAGGUCACCCCGAUCUGCCACACUCUUCAAUCAGGAUUUCGGCCUUCUCUCACGUAGCCCACGCUCUCCAGCGCACGUUGCACAUUCAAUCGCCAAAUCGCUCUCUCCGCCCCGCCUCAACCCUCGAGAUUUGUAUCACCCACGUCGUAGCGCUUCCCCUCGACCUAGUCUACGUUUCGCUCGACCCGAAAGCCUUGGAGGAUGCCAAUGGUAUUCAGAAGAGAAAUGGAAAUGCCCCUCUGCGAGCUGUGAAGGCUGGGAAAGAGAAGCAACUCAGAUCUGCAGCCGCAGUCGAUUCCGAGCAAAUCACUCGGCUUGUACGAGAUGCCUUGGAUACUGCUCGCGUUGUAAGAGCUGGUGACAUCUUACCCCUCACAUUGUCACGCCCUCAGACGCAGGCUUCUGCAUCCCCUGCUCUGAUCACAGCCUGUGAACCUGUCUCUCAAGGACUUGUAACUCCGACGACACAGAUAGUUGUGGUUUCGCAGACUGAGCGUCGUACAAAGUCAAGCCGCUCUGUAACUUUUUCGCAGCCAGACGAAGAUACCGCCAAUGAAGCUUUCUACACUGCCGCUGAAGACGGCGCGCAGUCGUCUGCAAAUUCACCACCCACUGAUACUGUCCUGGAUUCAGACUUGACUUCUGACGAUGCUUUGUCCGAUCUGGGUGAUCUUUCAGACGACCCAGAUGAUAUGAUCUCGCUAAAUUCGCCCUCGAUUGGUUCUCAGCCCUCAGGAAUACUUUCUGCCAGGUCAAAUGCAACACCUAGGCUCUUUGGAAGUCAGCGAGGUAUCAAUACUCCUGGAUCCGUAUUCUCGUCAAUGACGUCUACAACUAUGAGAGGUGCUCAGGGAGGACGAACCAAAACUUUCAAAACCCAGGGCCUUCUGGAACGCAUCCCAGAUGACUUUCUCUAUCCGAAACCCGGCUCGCAGCAGGACGAGGAAGCUCGAGUCUAUGUCGACACAAGUGCUUUGGCAAAACUCGGGUGCUUCUCUGGUGACUGGGUUCAGUUGCAAGUAGCCGAAGAUCCUGCGAGUACGAAUUCUUUCAUGGCCUUUUUCCGAGACCAAGAGAUAGACGAAAAUGCUACGUGGAGGCCACUCAGAAUAUACGGACUACCCGACAGCCUCUCAGUAAAGCCGCAAAAGUACCCACUCAACAAUAAAUCUGGUCGACGCGAUAGCAUACCUUCAUCACACUCCAUCCCUGUCACUCCUGCUACCCUCUACCUAUCACCUGUUCUACUAGCCAAUCUCGGGAGUCCUAGUCAUGUGCGGAUAACAUCUUUGCGAAUCGCUGAUGUCUCUAGUUUCUUGCGUCCUGGACAAACCAAGUCAAGGCUCCAGAGCUCAUCUCUACCACCUACCGCUAAGGAAGUGACUCUGUCCAGGCUGUCGACACCCCUGUCGGAGGAAAAGUCGACUCAACCAAGUUUGUUCGCCCAAUUACAAGAUUACUUCAAGCAAAAGCAGCGCAUUGUGAAGUCUGGUGAUCUUAUUGCCAUCCCCAUCGACGAAGCAUUGGGAAAAGCAGUGUUUGAGGGAGGUGCGGCAGACGAGACGAAUGACAUACUGACUCAUCUUGAGUCUUCCUCGGGCAAAAGCCCCUCCAAAGAUCGAUCCCAUGGUUUGGCAGUUGCAUGGUUUCAGAUCGGUGACGUUAGUUCACCUUUGACCAACGAUGCUCAGGAUGCUGAAGAAUCGGCUCUCUGGGGAGGGGUUGUGACCAUCGACCCUGCGGAAACUAGAAUGAGCCAAUCAGGGGCACUGCAAAGGAAGCUGCCUCCUACGACGCAAAACUCGUGGGAAUUUUAUCAUGGUAUUAGGAAGGUACCUAGGUCGGCAGUAAGCGGAAGUUCGCAUCUUCGUGCGCCACCUAAGGAACACGUACCAGUAUUGCAGCGGCGCAUACGUGAGCUUAUGGCAGCCGCUAUGAGUCCUCGCGCUGUCCAUCUUGGUCUUCCACCUCUUGCUAUUCUUUUGACAUCAACUCAGAGAAACAUCGGCAAGGCAUAUACGGCUUCACGUGCUUGCCAUGACCUAGGUGCUCACGUCUUCUCGAUUGAUGCGUAUGAGUUGGUCUCGGAAGGAGCUACCGGAGGUGGAGACACCAAGACAGAAGGCUUUCUCAAAGCUAGAGCCGAACGAGGACUACAUUGUGGUGCCCAGCACACAUCGCUCUUGAUUCGUCACCUGGAAGCUCUCAGUUCAGAUCGUAUGGCUGGAGCUCUGAAGGACAUCCUAGCGAGCUGUCGUGUGUUGAUCGCUACAUCAACAGAAGCAGACAAGAUUCCCGAUGCUAUCCGUGGUCUUUUCACACAUGAACUCGAGAUGACAGCACCUGAUGAGGCAGAAAGAGAAGGCAUUCUUCAAUCGAUCAUCGCCAGUUCAGGUCUCGCUGUUUCACCUUCGGUCGAUCUGAGCUCUGUGGCAGUAAAGACCGCUGCUCUAGUCGCUGGCGAUCUUGUCGACGUUGCAGAACGAGCUGUACUAAACCAGGCAAUCCGCCUUGAAGCUUUGGCAGCCGCAGCUUCUGUUUCUCGCGACUUAGCAAUCUCUGUCAGGGAUAUUAAACUAGCUGGUGGUGAUUCAGCUACAUCACUCACAUCUGCAGACUUCGAGAAGGCCGUCGAUGAUGCUAGGAAGAAUUUCGCAGACUCGAUUGGCGCGCCCAAAAUUCCUAAUGUGCAAUGGUCAGAUGUUGGAGGUCUAGCCAAUGUCAAGGAGGCUGUCAUUGAGACCAUUCAGCUGCCACUUUCGCGUCCAGAGCUUUUCGCGAAGGGUCUGAAGAAGCGUAGUGGAAUUCUGUUCUACGGUCCUCCUGGAACCGGAAAAACGUUAUUGGCAAAGGCCAUUGCAACAGAGUUCAGCCUGAAUUUCUUCUCCGUCAAGGGGCCAGAACUACUAAACAUGUAUAUUGGCGAGUCCGAAGCCAACGUGAGACGUGUCUUCCAAAGGGCUAGAGAUGCAAGACCUUGUUGCGUGUUCUUUGAUGAACUCGACUCGGUCGCACCAAAGCGAGGCAACCAAGGCGAUAGUGGUGGUGUCAUGGAUCGAAUUGUCAGUCAAUUGCUCGCCGAAUUGGACGGCAUGAGUGAUGGAGACGAAGGUGGCGGUGGUGUGUUCGUGAUCGGUGCUACCAACAGACCGGAUUUGCUUGAUCAAGCACUAUUGCGUCCUGGUCGUUUUGACAAAAUGCUGUACCUUGGUAUCAGUGAUACGCACGAGAAACAGCAAAGGAUCUUGGAGGCCCUUUCAAGAAAAUUCACGCUUGACCCAGAUUUAGAUCUUGGCCGUGUGGCUGAGAAGCUUCCCUUCACGUACACUGGCGCCGAUCUAUACGCUCUCUGUUCUGAUGCUAUGCUCAAAGCUAUUACUCGAUCUGCUCGAAUUGUGGAUGAUAGAGUGGCCGAGAUCAAUGGCGAGCGAGCUACACAUUCGCCACCGCAACCUCCAAUUUCGGUAGCUUACUUCUUUGAUCACUUUGCCACUGAAGCCGAUACGAGCGUCGUCGUGGCUGAGGAAGAUUUCAUGGCAGCCGAGCGUGAGCUUGUCCCUAGUGUGAGUGCUGAUGAAUUAGGCCACUACGAGCGCGUGCGUCGCGAGUUCGAAGGUGGCAAGGAGAAAGAAGCGAACGCAAGGGCGAACUCAGAAUCUGGCGGAAAUGUCAAGGGAAAAGGUAAAGGAGUUGACCAAAAGAUUGCCGAUGUCAUUGAUGAAGAUUUUGUCAUCAGGACUGAUCACCUGUCGAUGAACGGGUCUGGCAAGGGGAAAGGGAAGGGCAAAGCAAUGGCUGAGUCUCCAGAUGGGAUGCGAUUUGGAGAUGCGGCUGAUGAUGAUGAGGACAUGUACGCAUAG